Messenger RNA from Oryza brachyantha (malo sina), 1590 nucleotides. Its product is annotated as GDSL esterase/lipase At5g45910-like. Gene Ontology annotation, molecular function: hydrolase activity, acting on ester bonds. Bases 34 to 1245 code for a protein of 403 amino acids. The transcript is spliced from 5 exons. NCBI's taxonomy places the organism in Eukaryota, Viridiplantae, Streptophyta, Magnoliopsida, Poales, Poaceae. The record is from RefSeq and is a predicted model, not a curated record.
UCUCUCUCUCUCUUUCUCUCUCUCUCACCGCACAUGCGCGGCAUUGCCGUCGUCGCCUCCUCCUCCUGCUGCCGACACCCGCAACACCGCCAGCACCAGCAAAGGCUGCCGCCAGCAAUGGCGCCCGGCCGGCUGCAGCUGGCCGUCGCCGUCGUGGCGGCGCUCUGCCUCCUCGCGGCGGCGCCGGCUAGGUGCCUGGCUGCCCGGAGCAAGAAGUCGUACGAGGCCAUCUUCAGCUUCGGGGACUCGCUCUCCGACGCCGGGAACCUCAUCGCUGACGGCGUCCCCAAGGCGCUCACCACCGCGCGCCCGCCCUACGGGAUGACCUUCUUCGGCCGCCCCACCGGCCGCUGCUCCAACGGCCGCCUCGUCGUCGACUUCCUCGCCGAGCACUUCGGGCUGCCGCUGCCGCCGGCGUCGAAGGCGCACGGCAAGGACUUCAGCAAGGGCGCCAACUUCGCCAUCACCGGCGCGACGGCGCUGGAGUACUCCUUCUUCAAACAGCACGGCAUCGACCAGCGCAUCUGGAACACCGGCUCCAUCAACACCCAGAUCGGAUGGCUGCAGGACAUGAAGCCCUCCCUCUGCAAGUCGGAGAGUGAGUGCAAGGACUACUUCGGCAAGUCCCUGUUUGUGGUGGGGGAGUUUGGGGGAAAUGACUACAAUGCCCCUCUCUUCUCCGGCGUCGCCUUCUCCGAGGUCAAGACCUACGUGCCCCUCGUCGCCAAGGCCAUCGCCAACGGUGUCGAGAAAUUGAUCGAGCUUGGUGCAAAAGACAUGGUGGUACCUGGAGUUCUCCCAAUUGGAUGCUUCCCCUUGUACCUGACACUGUACAAUACCAGCAACAAGGCAGACUACAAUGCCCGCACCGGAUGCCUUCGGAGAUACAACCGUCUUGCCUUCCAUCACAACAGGGAGCUCAAACAGCAGCUUGAUGAGCUUCAGAAGAAGUACCCAGAGACAAAAAUCAUGUACGGCGAUUACUUCAAGGCGGCAAUGCAGUUUGUCGUGAGCCCUGGAAAUUUUGGUUUCAGCUCAGCUAUGCAAGCUUGCUGUGGUGCUGGAGGCGAGGGCAACUACAACUUCAACCUGAAAAAGAAGUGUGGUGAGGAUGGUGCUAGUGUGUGCUCAAACCCGUCGUCAUACGUGAGCUGGGACGGCAUCCACAUGACCGAAGCUGCGUACCGCUAUGUUGCCAAUGGCUGGUUAAAUGGGCCAUAUGCUGAGCCCCCAAUCCUGAAGUGAGAAUUGAGGUUUUUGACUGUAUGUAACAGCUUUGCUGCAUUGUUGCUGCUGCUGCUAAAUAUAUGAUAAAUGAAGAGAGCUUCAGUCACUGAAGAAAUUAAGUUAUAUGAGUAACAGUUGUUUAGUUUUUCUCUUUUUUUUUUUCAUUUGGAAGAAUGUAUAAACUGUGCCAGUAUAGAUAUCUUCCAAAAUGGAUGGAUGAACUGGUGCCAGUAUAGAUAUGUUCCAGAAACUGAGAAGCUGUAGUACAGAUGUACCAUGUUUGACAUGUUUCAUGAUUCUUUUCAUUUGUCAAAAAACUUUGGGUAAUAUAAUUUAUGGCAAUAAAGGGAUCACAAUUGUGCA